GGCCACGAGCCCACGAUGGCCACCCCCUCCACCUCCGCCUCCACCUCCGCCUCCUCCGUUUUUCCCCUCACCGGCGCCGCACGCUGCCCCCGCGCCACCACCACCUCCUCCUCCUCCUCCAGCACGCGCGCGUUCUCUCUCGCCGAGCGGCGCCGGCGGUCCGAGGGUGGGGCAGGCGACCGCUCGGCAGUCGCGGGGGUGGUGGAGAAGGGCCCGCGCCUGGCCUACCUGCAGCAGUACGAGGAGCGCGCGCGAGCUGCAGGUUUCACCGGUGUCGCGGGCACCGUCUACGACAUGGUCGCCGCUAUGCUUUCACCCAUGCAAUCUCUUAGAAGGGAGUUAAGUUCUGGGGUGCACCCUUUACACGGAAACUUUGUGGCUUUAGUGCAUGUUUUUGCCAAGAAUGAUCUUGCUACCAGGUGCAUGGAGAUUCUUGCUACUAUGGAGAGGCAAAGCAUCAAGAGAGAACUAGAGAGCUCUAGGCGGAGGAUGUUGCUAGCUGCAGGGGCUGCUGUGUUUCUUUCUUGGCCUAAUCUGGCAGCAAACGCAGCAGAGGCUAAGAAAGGGUUCUUACCUGUAACCGACAAGAAGGAUGGAUACUCCUUCCUCUACCCAUUUGGAUGGCAGGAAGUGGUUGUUCAAGGGCAAGAUAAGGUUUACAAAGAUGUCAUAGAGCCUUUGGAAAGUGUGAGCGUCAACACAAUUCCAACCAGCAAGCAAGACAUCCGUGAACUUGGUCCUCCAGAUCAGGUUGCUGAAGCUCUUAUACGAAAGGUUCUUGCCGCACCUACGCAAAAGACAAAGUUAAUUGAAGCAAAAGAGAAUGACGUUGACGGAAGAACUUACUACACUUUUGAGUUCACAGCUCAAGCUCCAAAUUUCACCAGGCAUGCGCUUGGUGCAAUUGCCAUUGCAAAUGGCAAAUUUUACACGUUGACAACUGGAGCAAAUGAAAGGAGAUGGGAGAAAAUCAAGGAUAGGCUACAUACAGUCGUCGAUUCCUUCAAAAUCGAGGUGCUCCAACUGGUGUGGUUCAAUGGUAAAUGUCGGAAACAUGGAUUUUACUGAUCUGUUUUGUUUUGAGAUGUGUGACACGACUUCAAUUUGUACGUAUAUACAUCUUCCCAAUGUCGAUCCUGAUCCUUCUAUUUGUAUGUACUGGUGAGGUUAAGAAAAUAUGUAAAUGAUCCUUUGAAUCGCAAUGUUGAUUAUAAGGGCCAUCUGUGAGAGUAAAAUCUAUACUGGGUUUUUUUUUUCUUUAACCACGAGCCAAAUAUCUGGAUUUUAUUGGCUCAAAUAAUGAUAUCGUGAUAUUUGAUGUAGUAGUAUAAAGUAAUAUAUGAUCCAUUUAUGUC
This is a messenger RNA of Oryza sativa Japonica Group (Japanese rice), 1355 nucleotides long. Its product is annotated as psbP-like protein 1, chloroplastic. Gene Ontology annotation, molecular function: calcium ion binding. Gene Ontology annotation, cellular component: extrinsic component of membrane; photosystem II; photosystem II oxygen evolving complex. Lineage: Eukaryota; Viridiplantae; Streptophyta; Magnoliopsida; Poales; Poaceae. The record is from RefSeq and is a predicted model, not a curated record. Gene Ontology annotation, biological process: photosynthesis.